AUGGAGCCGGGCUCGGUGCCGGGCUCUGGUUCGGUGCCGGGCUCGCUCCUGCUGGCGCUCAGCGAGGGCGAGCAGCGGCGCUACGCGGAGCUCUUCGCGCGCUGCUGCCCGCCCGGCGCCGCCGCCGCCGCUGCGCCCGAGGCGGCCGCCGGCAGCGUGGCCGAGCUGCUCCGGGCCUCGCAGCUGCCCCCGGACACGCUGCUCCAGAUUACAGAAGUUUGUGGAGCCAAACGUGUGGGUUGUUUUGGUCCUGCUCAGUUUUAUAUUGCUUUGAAGUUAAUUGCGGCAGCACAGUCGGGGCUUCCAGUGCGGAUUGAGAGCAUUAAGAAUGAGUUGCCUCUGCCACGGUUUAUGGCGAUGAAAAAUGACAGUGAAAUACGUUAUGGGAAUCCAACAGAACCCCAUGGAGUUAAAUUUCAGGUUCCACAUGCAACUUUGGAAAAAAAUUCCUACAAAAGAACAGAUGAAGGGGACAAACAGGAACCCAAGUCUCCUCCAAUGUCACCAAUCUGUUCACCUCCUGCUUCUCCRUCUAGUUAUCAGAGAACACACCUAAGUUAUGGAUAUGGUAAAUCAAGAAAUGGGCUGGAGCAGCAGCACGGAGCACCUUAUGAAGUCAGACAUUCUACUCACCAGCAAGAGGGACCAGCGUCAGGGAAUUAUGGAGCCAAAUCUACACGUGCAUGUUCAACUCUUAACCGGUCUCUUUCAGUGGAGCGGGAGGCGCCGGACAGCAGUGCCCAUUACGCYGAUGACCCGUGGAGAAUAACAGAGGAGCAGCGAGACUACUACGUGAACCAGUUCCUCUCCCUGCAGCCCGACCUGAACGCCUUCAUUUCAGGUUCUGUGGCAAAGAAUUUCUUCACAAAAUCAAAGCUUCCCAUUCCAGAGCUUUCUCACAUUUGGGAACUGAGCGACGUCGACUGCGAUGGAGCGCUGACGCUCGCGGAGUUUUGUGCGGCUUUCCACCUUGUCGUGGCCAGGAAGAAUGGAUACCAGCUGCCGGAGACGCUGCCGGAGACGCUGCUCCCUGACUACCUGCAAGCAGCUUCUUUGAAGCCUAUUCGUGACUGUGCGCUAUUUGAUUCCUAUUCUGAGCCAUUGCCAGGCAGUCAACAGACUCGGGACUUUAAUCGGCUGGAGAAGACAUCAGCUGAAGAGGUACCUGAUAACUCUGGCGUAAUAAAAGAUGCAAGCAAAGAUGAUAAACAAGUCCUUAAAACAAGCAUUGCUAUCAAACCAAUACCAAAGGAAUUUCAGCACACGACUGUGAAAACAGUUGCUCAGGAAUCUAUUGCACUUAGAGCCCGGCCGAGAUCCAGGUCUUAUUCCAGCACAUCGAUAGAAGAUGCCAUGAAAAAGGGAGAAGAGCCUCCUACUCCACCUCCAAGGCCACAGAAAUCCCAUUCCAGAGCUUCAUCUUUGGAUCUGAACAAAAUAUUUCAACAAAAUGCACAAGCUGCAAGGUCAGGCUGGCUGCCCCCACCACCACCUGCACUGCCCCCUCGACCGUCUGUGACUCAGACAGAGCAAGCAUCCGAGGUUGAAUUACAUCCUCAGAUGACUAGACCGCCAUCACAGGCAGAAGAAAACAGUUCAGCAAAGAAGGAGGUUGUGCUCGCUCAGCUGCCCUCCAAACCYGUCCGCAGGAAGUUCCGGAUGGAGACACAAGCGCUGGAGAACCCCGAGCUUUCUCCCACCAUAAAUGUGACUUCUUCCUUGCCAGCAGUUAAGCCUCACCUUCCAGUCCAAAAACAGUCUUCCAAGCAGAAAAGGGCUAUUCAGACUGCCAUACGAAAAAACAAAGAAGCCAAUGCUGUGCUAGCCAGGUUGAACAGUGAGCUCCAGCAGCAACUGAAGGAAGUCCACAAGGAACGAAUUGCCUUGGAAACACAGCUGGAGCAGCUACGUCCUGUAACAGUCUUAUGACCUUCAGCAUGUUAUUCGGUAACUCUGAGGGAAGACUUGCACCAAGAGUCUUGCAACAGCAGAAGCACAGCAUAACUGGAUAAAGUUUUUGCCAAGGGGACAGCAGUGGGGAAAAAAUAGAUUAUUUAGUCUCUUUUCCACCCCACUUUGCAUGUUAGCCUUUCCUGACAAAGCAGGUACAGAAAAUAAGUAUCAAGCGUAGGAUAUUUCUGAGUUGUUUCUGAGAAGAGGAUGAUUUAUGCUCUUCUCACUUUCUUCUCAGUCUAACAUGUAAAUUCAGUUUACCACUGUAAUGAAGAGUCUAAGAGUAUUUAUGUAAAGAAUUCCUGGUUUAUAUGCAUUCUUGAAGCACCUCUUGCCGCAAUUAUUGAGGUACAUAACUGCAAAAUUCUUGUCUAAAACUCAUUCUCUGAGAUGGCUUCCUGGAUGUUACUUAUUCCUGUAGGAGUACAUCAGGUGGAAUAUCUAUGGGUUUAAAAUAAAACCGAGAAUAAAACCUACUGGACAUACAGAAUCUUUGUCCACAAACAUAUGUCAGAUAAUUAUUUUCUUAAUACUGUAUAUUAUUUAGUCACAAAUGUAUUUUGAUGUUAGAAUAACUGUAUUUUAUAAGUAACAAAUCAUAUGAAAGAGCAGUAAAAAAUGAUUAUUUUGGAAAUUAGAAAAAAACUCUGUUUUGAGUUUUAUAACUGUUUGCUACUACCAGUGUUUAAUCGCUUGCAACUGCUAGUGUCCUUAUAAACUGUUAGCAUGUUUGAGAUCCUUAGUUUAUUGUUUUAUUGUUUGUUUUUAAAUCAGCAGCAUAGUUCUACUAAGAGUUAAAAAUGCAUUCUGCUUAGCACUUUUAUAAAAGCCAUUCUAUGUAUGUUUGUAUUAGUCUGCUUUCUUGUGUUAAUAGCUGCUGAAUUGUCUUAUGGAUGUCUACAUGAACUGUAUUUCCAAAAGAAUUGAGAUUACACAAGUGCUAUAUAUGAGGUUAUAAAAUGCUAUGAUGGAAAUUGCCUCCUACAGCAAGCUAUCAUUAAGGUUUCUUUUCACCUCACUGGAGGUGCUACUGAUAGGAUGAAGCUGCUAAUGCUCAUCUAUUUUCUAAAUGAAGAAGCAAAACUUAAUUUUAUCCUGGGCCUGAUGAAGAGCCAACAAAAUUCCAUGGGGAAUUUUUCCAUGGAUGCAGUGGUCAUUAGAGUUAGGUCUCAGUUCUAGCAGUGGGAGCCAGCCAACUGAUGUUGCUUAAUUUCUUGGGGCAAUACUAAUAUCAGACAAUGUCAUGUGUACUGAUGUCAGCCCUGCUCCCUUCAUGGGUGGUAUGCAUGCUUCAUUGCAAGGGAGUGCCACCUGCCUGUUGGCCCUCAUAAGCAUGACACAUAUCCAGGGAUGUGUUCCAUAUCCUAUUGUUCAGUGCCCUAACUUAAGUAUAGGCGUAUGGCUUUCAAGAAAAYGUGCAUUGCUUUUCUUCCGCUUCUAAGACGAUACUCUCUCUUAUAGCUACUGAUCCUGUAGC
Molecule: messenger RNA, 3430 nt
Organism: Nothoprocta perdicaria
Lineage: Eukaryota; Metazoa; Chordata; Aves; Tinamiformes; Tinamidae
Gene: REPS2
Product: RALBP1 associated Eps domain containing 2
Exons: 18
Coding region: 1-1929 (642 amino acids)
Biological process (GO): endosomal transport; endocytosis
Cellular component (GO): cytoplasm; plasma membrane
Molecular function (GO): protein binding; calcium ion binding
Source: RefSeq, a predicted model, not a curated record